Molecule: messenger RNA, 1080 nt
Organism: Salvelinus namaycush (lake trout)
Lineage: Eukaryota; Metazoa; Chordata; Actinopteri; Salmoniformes; Salmonidae
Product: mitogen-activated protein kinase 14A-like
Exons: 12
Coding region: 1-1080 (359 amino acids)
Biological process (GO): protein phosphorylation; intracellular signal transduction
Cellular component (GO): nucleus; cytoplasm
Molecular function (GO): ATP binding; MAP kinase activity
Source: RefSeq, a predicted model, not a curated record
AUGGAAUCGCCCGUGAAGAAAGGUUUCCUUAGACUGGAAAUACAGAAAACAACAUGGGAGGUUCCGGAGCAAUAUACCGCACUGAAAGCUGUUGGCUCAGGUGCUUACGGGACAGUAUGUUCUGCUAUUGACCAGCAGACCAAGGAGAAGGUGGCCAUUAAGAAGCUCUAUCGUCCAUUUCAGUCCCUGAUCCAUGCUAAACGGGCCUACCGGGAACUACGACUGUUGCGCCACAUCCAGCAUGACAAUGUGAUCUGCCUCCUCAAUGUCUUCACACCUGAUUUCUCCCUGGAGAAAUUCCAGACAUUUUACAUGGUGAUGCCCUUCGUUGCUGAGGAUCUCGGUAACAUCAUGAAGAGGAGGAGAUUGACUGAUCGCGUCAUCGUUUACCUCUUCUACCAGCUUCUAUGUGGCCUCAAGUAUAUCCAUUCUGCAGGGAUCAUCCAUCGGGACCUAAAACCUGGCAACCUCGCCGUGAACGAUAACUGUGAAUUGAAGAUCCUGGACUUUGGUCUAGCGAGACAUGCAGAGAGUGAGAUGACGGGCUAUGUGGUGACACGCUGGUACAGGUCACCAGAGGUCAUCUUCAACUGGAUGCACUAUAGCCAGUCAGUGGACUUGUGGUCAGCAGGCUGCAUCUUGGUUGAGAUGAUCACAGGCCAGGUUCUGUUCCCAGGCAAAGACAGCAUUGACCAGUUGAAGAAGAUCCUCCACGUAACAGGAACACCACCGUCCUCCCUGCUGCAGAAGAUGCAGAGCAAAGAUGCUCGUUCAUAUGUGCAGGGUCUCCCUAUCCAAAAGAAGAAAAACUUUAAGGAAGUCUUUCCCUCCUUGGAUGUAAAUGCGGUGGAUCUGCUGGACAGCAUGCUGCUGCUGGACCCAGACACCAGGAUGACAGCUAAAGAGGGCCUCUCACACCCCUACCUCUCUGAGUUCCAUGAUCCAGAAUCUGAACCCAACUCCCCACCGUACGACGACUCCUUUGAAAGCAUGGAGCUUGAUGUGGGAGAGUGGAGUAGUCUGAUCCACAUGGAGAUUAUGACUUUUGACCCCAGAAACCCCAGUGCCACUGCAAUGUAG